Molecule: messenger RNA, 393 nt
Organism: Brugia malayi
Lineage: Eukaryota; Metazoa; Nematoda; Chromadorea; Rhabditida; Onchocercidae
Source: the annotation of a RefSeq genome assembly
AAGCAGAUUGAACUUGGCUCAUUAUGCUUGCAGCAAAUAGGUUUUACGUCACACCAUGCAUACUUCUUAUCAGCACCUAUAUCUGAUUUCUGUUAUGGUUUAGUUUUACUUUUGGUUCGGUGGUCAUCAAAUUUAUCAAAAAUGUCUAUAAGUAGCUCAUUUACAAGGUACAAUCAUGUGUGAAACUCAACGGAAAGAAUGAUUGGAACAUGCAGGAAAUUUACUGAGUUUAUUCAACCAUACAUAAAAGAGAAACUCAUUGUAAAGGUCAAAGUUAAUGCAAGGAUCAACAGUGUUGAGAAUCUGCACUUCAUUUUCAAUAAAGUGAAUCUUCCCUCUCCUUUAGAGAAGGCAGAUAAAUUUAGUCCAUUGAUAUUUAAAAUUAUUAAAACU